AUGGCGGAUAACGGCCGUCAUGGUGUUGCCGUCGCCGUCACCGUCACCGUCACCGUCACCGUCACCGUCACCGGCACGCAAAGGGACGACUCAUGGUCGGAUUGCGCGAUAUGCAGCGGUGCAAAGCCGAAUGCCUGUUGCUGGCCCGCGGGCCCUUCACCUGUCACCCGCCACAGCCGUCAGGCAGGAAGAAUGACAGCAUCAGCCAGCCCUGCCAUGUUCGUGGUGCUCGACAGCCUGCUGAGGCUCAAGGAGGAGGCAUGGGUUACAGAGUGGGUCGCAAAGUGCGUGAACCAAUCUCCACGAACACGGUUACGACAGUGGCGAGGAUGGUCGGAUUCAAUCACACAGGCAUGCCGUGCAUCCGGUUACCGCUGGCUGCAUGGGAAAGCAUUAGAAGAGUUUGAGUACGACGUCCUCGAAAUUGAGAUGGAUCGGCAAAAGUGCCAGGUGUAG
Molecule: messenger RNA, 456 nt
Organism: Exserohilum turcica Et28A
Lineage: Eukaryota; Fungi; Ascomycota; Dothideomycetes; Pleosporales; Pleosporaceae
Exons: 1
Coding region: 1-456 (151 amino acids)
Source: RefSeq, a predicted model, not a curated record